Alligator sinensis (Chinese alligator) is the source of this 1644-nucleotide messenger RNA. It is a transcript of the gene HOXB5, whose product is annotated as homeobox B5. Lineage: Eukaryota; Metazoa; Chordata; Crocodylia; Alligatoridae. The record is from RefSeq and is a predicted model, not a curated record. The transcript is spliced from 2 exons. Gene Ontology annotation, biological process: anterior/posterior pattern specification; regulation of transcription by RNA polymerase II. Gene Ontology annotation, cellular component: nucleus. Bases 1 to 795 code for a protein of 264 amino acids. Gene Ontology annotation, molecular function: RNA polymerase II cis-regulatory region sequence-specific DNA binding; DNA-binding transcription factor activity, RNA polymerase II-specific.
AUGAGCUCUUACUUUGUAAACUCGUUCUCAGGGCGCUAUCCAAAUGGCCCCGACUAUCAGUUGCUAAAUUAUGGGACCAGCAGUUCUAUGAACGGUUCUUACAGAGAUUCAAGCACCAUGCAUUCCAGCUCGUAUGGCUACAACUACAAUGGGAUGGACCUUAGCAUCAACAGCUCAGCCUCUUCUAGCCACUUUGGGGCUGUGGGGGAAAGCUCCCGCGGCUUCCCUUCACCAGCUCAGGAGAGCAGGUUUAGGCAAGCGUCUAGCUGCUCCUUGUCCUCUCCCGAGCCCCUUCCGUGCGCCAACAGCGAGAGCCAUGGAGGCAAAUCUGCCCCGUCCCCCUCCGACCAGGCUACUUCUGCUAGCGCUAACACAAAUUUCACAGAAAUAGACGAGACCAGCGCGUCCUCUGGACCCGAAGAGGGCACUCAAAUAAACAGCAGCAUUCCCAGGACACAGACAGAACCCAUCGCUACCUCCACAGCAGCAACAGAAGGGCAAACACCACAGAUAUUUCCUUGGAUGAGGAAGCUUCAUAUUAGCCAUGACAUGACUGGACCAGACGGUAAAAGGGCCAGGACCGCGUACACUCGUUACCAGACGCUGGAAUUGGAAAAGGAAUUUCACUUCAAUAGAUAUCUCACGCGCAGGAGGAGGAUAGAAAUCGCCCAUGCUCUGUGUCUCUCCGAGAGGCAAAUUAAAAUCUGGUUCCAAAACCGGAGAAUGAAGUGGAAGAAAGAUAAUAAACUGAAAAGCAUGAGUUUAGCCUCUGCGGGCAGCGCCUUCCAGCCAUAAAUUAUAGAGAAAGGGGGUAUCAAAAAAAAGGGGGGGAUAAUAAAAGCAAAUUUAAAAAGCAGCAGCCUAUCUAAGUUUCAGAGUACUGUACAGUGAGGCACCUUUUUCGGCAUGUUGUUGCUGUUUGAAACAACUGGUAUGGUACUGUUAUCACAGGACUGAGUUCAUGUUGUGUUUUUAAAUUUUUUUAAAAUAUUUUUUUUUAAUUAAAGUUUAUUUCCAGAUGCUCCUCCAUGCUCUUGAUGUUCUUCUAAAUGUUUGUGCCAGUGCUAUCUUGAUGCUCUCUGGAAAGCUAGCAUGUUUUAUGUGAGCCCUUUGAAUGUUAUAACUUAUUUAUAAAAUGGAUAACAGAUACGGUUGUUUGUUUAUUUGUUGGGUUUUUUUCCUGAGUUUACAGCUUCUGGGGGGAGGUCUUCUCUGCCUGAGCUAAAAUCGGGGGUUCCUGCACUACAAUAGCAGAAAAAAAUAAAAAAACAAACAAAAAAUGUAAAAAAAAAUAUAGCUCUUGUAUCUUUUUGUCUUAAAAUUGUCAAGUCUGUGAUUUAGUUCAAACUCCAGGACAUGGUUUCUAGUCCCAGACUAAUUCUGAGACAUGUUCUUAGACGUGGGUAAACUUCACUAUUAAAAAAAAUGUAUAAAAUUGGACCAACAAUAAAGUGUUCCAAUGUUUGUAAAUACUAGAAAUAUUUCUGAUGUGACUAAUAGACGGUUUGUAGUGGGCAGAGUGAAUGCAGUGUUAUGUGUAAAAUGGCAUCUGUCAUGUCUAGCUGCCUGUUAGUAUUUUGCCAAGAAGCUUUUUGUAUUUGUUUGUAGCUUUACUGGAAGUCAAAUAAACGUCUCUGCUAUUCA